Molecule: messenger RNA, 855 nt
Organism: Paramecium tetraurelia
Lineage: Eukaryota; Ciliophora; Oligohymenophorea; Peniculida; Parameciidae
Exons: 2
Source: RefSeq, a predicted model, not a curated record
AUGGAUUAAACUGUUGUUGAUUAAUUGUCUUUAGAUGCCAUACCCUACUACCAAGAAUAAUUGUUUGGAGCACUCUCUCUGGUUUUGGAACUCUAAAAUAAAAUUGAAGCUGAGAGUGAGAUCACAGAAAACAUCGUCGUUAAAAUCCAAGAUGACAACAAAAAUGAAAUCUAUCAACAUGUUCUGGAUUUCGAUGAAUAACAAAUAGAUGAUGUAAUAUAAGAGAUGAAUGAAAAAUGUUUAUCACAAUUGGAAGAGAUCGAUUAAGAGACAUGCAAAUAGGAUGAGCAUAUAUUCACUAUGAAUUAGAAAAUUGAUGAAUUGGAAGAUACCAUUUGCCAAUGCAUGACCCAAACAAACAAGGAUCAAGUGGUCUUAAAUCAACUCACCAAUUGCAUCAAGGAUAAGCAAAUGCUACUCUAGGACAUUAAUUUGGAAAUCAAAGAACAAGAGCAGAUUAAUAAGCAGAAUCAGUAAAUUAUUAAGAGAAGAAUGAAAUAAGAAAAAUUAAAGCAAUAAGAACUAGAUGAGAAGAUGCUCUUGAAAUAAAAGAAACAAGAGUAGAAACAAUUAUUGAAAGAGAAAAACGCCAAGAAUGAAGAGCUCCUAAUGUUAUAAUUGAUUGAGGAGAAGCAAAGACUGCAAUAUGAAUUAGAUGAAUUGAUCUAUGGGUAGGAAUAGAAGGUGUAAUAACUACUGAGUUAAAUGGAAACCACUGUAAUGGAAGAAGAUGAUAAGUCUGUUGUCACAUCGGCAGUCUUGAGGGAAAGCUCCAAUAAAUCACAUUAUGAAAGAAGAGAAAUCUAAGAACAACCAAAAAGCAGAACAUGUUGUGGAGAGUGUACAAUUUUCUGA